CAACGGCUGCUGAUAAAUUUAAAAACGUGUCUGAUUUCAGAACUCCACGUGUCAAGUACAGGACAAACGACUGAUAGACAUGGGCGUAUAUUGUCUAUAUCAAGAUGUUAUAUACCACAAUGACUAUCUAAAUUCAUAUGCUGAACCUGUGUUGCGCAAAGGUAGUGAGGUGUAUAAUCUCAAUGCCAGCGAUCAUGUAAAGAUAUCAUGUGCAACAAGAGAUAGUGUAUACAAUGGCGAAAUGAACAAACUGAAUCCAUCAUGGACAAGUAUAGGAGCUGGUUUCCGUUCGAGUGUGCCACUAACUAAAUCUCGACCGGAUAAAAAAGACGGUAUAAGCAUCAUCAUUGUUGGUUUCGACUCCGUAUCCAAGAACAUGUUUAUUAGAAAAGUACCUAAAAGCUACGAUUACUUGACACGCGAUUUGAACGCUAUUGUCUUGAACGGAUAUAACAUAGUAGGUGAUGGAUCGAUUGAAGCUCUAUUCCCAUUGCUCUCGGGAAAGACAAUUUUAGAACUACCUGAAGCAACGAGUUUUGUCCAUAACAGUGAACAUCUCAAAGUUGAAUACUUUAUAUUCCACCUUGUAAAGCAAUAUGGAUACCGUACUCUAUAUUUCGAAGACUCACCAAAAGUAAAUACAUUCCUUUAUUUAGUGAAAGGGUUCAUGACAAGACCUGCGGAUCAUUACUUGAGACCGUUCUGUGUUGAGAAUUCAGCCAUAGACAAUCGAGAUUAUUGCGUUGGAGAUACUCCACAAUACAAGAUGAUGCUUAACCUUACACACCAGUUUCUAAAGCUGGACGGCAAGAAAUUCGGCUUAAAUUUCAUGGUAGACAUAUCUCACUCAGAUUUUAACUUGAUCUCUGUGGUAGAUGAUGAUUUACUCCACUUUUUACGCGUCUUCAAGGAAGAAGGUCAUACGAAAGACAAAUUACUUAUUCUUAUGUCAGACCAUGGACCAAGGUUUCUUGAAAUGCGCGGCACUUAUCAAGGCAGGCUCGAAGAACGUUUACCUCUAAUGGCUAUAGUACUGCCAGAACAGCUCAAAAAGAAACGACCGGAGGUGCAAUCAAUAUUGAAAGCAAAUGCUGACGUUCUGACGACACCAUUUGAUUUAUAUGCCACGAUGUUAGACGCAAUGGAUUUGACUCAGCAUUGGAACAAGUACACAGUAAAAGGUGCGGACGUUCCCCGAUCUGUGUCGAUAUUCAGACCUAUACCACGCAACAGGACCUGCAGUGAAGCUGGUAUAGAAUCACACUUUUGUUCGUGUUUCAAGUGGGACAUUGUGUCAAAGAGCAAUCCUAUAUAUCACCGUGUUGCGAAUGCUUUGGUCCAUCAUAUUAACAAAUUGACUUCGGAAUUUAGAUACCUCUGCGCUGUAAGGAGUCUGACUUCAAUUGAAUGGGUGUACAAGCACAUUGUUAAUAAAGGUUUGUUAUCCAUGCAAACAUCGAAUAGACACUUCCCGGACUUUUAUAAUCCACCAGAAGUUAAUUGGGAACUUUAUCAAGUUCGGAUCGAAGUGGCACCCGCAAAAGGUUUAUACGAGGGCACAGUGAAAUAUUUAAAAAACUUAGAUACAUUCGUCGUCAACAGUAAAGAAAUAUCAAGAACUAACGCUUACGCCCAUGAACCUGACUGUAUAAAAGAUGAGUAUCCAGAUCUCAAGAAAUAUUGUUACUGUUAUCAGUAAUAAUUUGCAAAAAAGAAAAAGAACCAUAUCGAUUGAAGGACAGCCGACUAAUACUAUUCGGAAAUAGUGGAUUAAGAAACCUUCUCCCGCUACGCUUCGAAUAUUCCUAUUAUUGCAUUUAGUACUGUCAUACAGUUUUGUUGACAGAAUUACUGGUGCUGUUUUAAUUCCCAUUUAUUCUGUUAAUAGGCAAGCAAGGCAGUAGUUUUCUUCACAGAACUACUGAGG
Messenger RNA from Hyposmocoma kahamanoa, 1927 nucleotides. RefSeq lists its product as uncharacterized. The transcript has 10 exons. Bases 80 to 1699 code for a protein of 539 amino acids. Lineage: Eukaryota; Metazoa; Arthropoda; Insecta; Lepidoptera; Cosmopterigidae. The record is from RefSeq and is a predicted model, not a curated record.